Molecule: messenger RNA, 612 nt
Organism: Nymphalis io (European peacock)
Lineage: Eukaryota; Metazoa; Arthropoda; Insecta; Lepidoptera; Nymphalidae
Exons: 1
Source: RefSeq, a predicted model, not a curated record
AUGAAUUCUUUCUUUAAGAAACAGCCUCAACGGAAGUUGACGUGGCGAAGCCCAGACGCUAUGAUUAGAAACGAGAUUGACUUUAUUAUGACGGACAAGAGGCGAAUAUUUAGAGAUGUCUCUGUGAUCACAAGGUUCAAUACCGGAAGUGAUCACCGACUUGUACGAGGCACUCUAAAUAUUGACUACAAGCUCGAGCGCGCCAAUCUAAUGAGGUCUACACUCCUACCAAAAUUGAUCCAAGCCGUGGAGUCUAGUACAUUUCAGUUUAAACUGGAAAACCGAUUCGCUGCCUUGGAAACUAUUACUGACGUUGACAUCAAUCAAGAACUCGACCAAGUGGUGGGUAUCCUUAGGGACGAGGGGACGAAAUUAUAUCCAGCGCAAAACACCGGCAAGAGGUCCAAACUUUCGGGAGAGUCUCUAGAGCUAAUGCGAAAACGACGUGAAAACCCUACAGUCACUUCGUCAGAUCUUAAUAAAAAAAUUUCAAAGCUAGUAAGACGCGAUCUCCGAAACUCCAAUACACGCUUUAUAAAAGAAGCGAUUGAGCAAAAUCGGGGGUCGAAAGUCUUUGUUCAAAAACUAGGUCAAAGCCGUAGACCACCGAAG